Molecule: messenger RNA, 2427 nt
Organism: Saccharomycopsis crataegensis
Lineage: Eukaryota; Fungi; Ascomycota; Saccharomycetes; Ascoideales; Saccharomycopsidaceae
Product: Pex29 protein
Exons: 1
Coding region: 1-2427 (808 amino acids)
Biological process (GO): peroxisome organization
Cellular component (GO): peroxisomal membrane
Source: RefSeq, a predicted model, not a curated record
AUGGAUACCGUCUCCCAGUUUUUGUCGACCUCUUGGGAUCAGGCUCAGGAUCAUCGUUCACAAGAACCAUCGGUGCUGACCACUACAACAACCCAACAGGGAAAACGGAACUCGGCUCUAAGUAUAAACUCAUUACUCAAUGUUAAAGCAUCCAAUAAGCGCAAAAACAGUACCUCUACUAUCAUUAGCAACAAAGCCGAUGGGAACAAUGACCUUCCAAAACUGGAACAGCCACCGCAAAAUUCGUCAAUCCAAGGAGGCGGCCAAACAAAUAUCUUUCUGACAUUUCUCAAUUCCACAAAGCAAUCGAACAUCAACAACCAAUUGGCAGAUAAGCUUAUUGAAAAAUUUAUUUUGAUAGCAUUACCAACGGAAUCUUCAACUAUUGAGUCGAAUAUCCAACAACGAAUCAAUGACUCGAGUAAUCGCCCGCAAUUUUCGGUACAAAUCAUGUCGACAAACUUUAUCGAUAUGAAUUCUCGAUUGUCGAUUGCCUUUAUCACUUUGAACAAUUUCUUCAAAAUUUUAAACUGGGAUAAUUUCAAUUUCAAUAUCUUUGUGUUGAUUUUAUUGACAAAUAUCAUAUUGAACCCUUUGCCGAUGUUGAUGGCCACCCCAUUCCUAUUUUUGUUGUACGGGAUAAUGUUGCCUCAGUAUGUGGAAAAAUAUUGUCCUGAUUCUUUUAAUUAUCAAUUAGAAUACCAAUUGGACCAAUUCCCGUACCCACCUUAUUACCCAAUCAAUCAAGUUGAGAAGGCAAAACCGUGCAGUCAAUUUUCCAAAGAAUUCUUCAUCAAUAUGACCGAUCUUCAAAAUUUCAUGGUGAUUUAUAUCAUUGCCUGGGACUACAUAAAUAAUUUUUUGCAAAAAUUCAUUUAUUUCAAGUUUGAAGCCCUCUCGAAUUUCAUAUUUGUGAUCUUGUUUUUGAUUGGAAUUUUGAAUAUGAUGAUCAUGCCCAAAUUACUAGUGUUUUGUAUGCCGAUGAUCAAAGUGCUUGCGAUCAUUGGCCUUUGGGGGUUCAUGAUCAUGAUCCAUCCCAAUAAUCGUGAAAAUUUGCUGAAAAUUUUGGAUAUCAAUGGAUACCUUGAAAGAAAAAUGGAAGGUAAAGAGUCUUUAAUACCUGAGGAUAAUAACGAUGGAAAUGUUAGUGGAGAAAAGCUUGGACCAGAAGAUGAAGGAAAAGAAGAAGGAAAAGAAAACAAAAUAGAAGACUCGGUUAUCGACCAUAAUGAUGUGGUGAUUGACGAGAGUGAUGAUAGUAUUAUUGACGACUCUCUAAACAAUAAUGGAAGGCCACUGAGGGCAAAUAUCUUGAAAACAAAGAUCCAAAGCAAAAUUAAACCAAACAAGGAGAAAAUUUAUAGUAACCUUCACUACUUGCUACAGAAGAAAUCGUACUUGCGAUUUAUCAAUUCGGAAUUUAAUUAUAAUUUAUAUUAUCAAGAUUUGAUGUUCACCCCUAAAAAUGAAAAAUUGAAAUUGGUGGAGAUCUUUGAGCUUCAAUCGUUUGACAAGAAUACCAAAGAAUGGAAUGUGUCAAUCUAUACUGAGGAUUAUUUCAGCAAGAAUUCGGAAAUCCGAAAAAGUUUUGCCCAAAACAUAAAGUUGAAGAAAAAAAUUGAUUAUCAAAAUGAACAUAUUAAACGAAGCCUGAAUUCUGUGAUACAUUCUCCGCCAAAGAGUAAUGAUGAUUGUCCUACGAAAGCAGUAAUUCCGCCGCUGACUUCAAAUUACACUUUGAGUAGUUAUUUGGGAGAUAUAUCUUCCGACAGCAUUGCCGAAGCAAUGAAUGCCAUAGUUGGAGGAGGAGAAAAAGAAGACCAUGUAAGUGAUCCAAUCGGUUCUAAUAAUACCUCUAAUCAAUCAUCAUCUUUGUUGUCAACGUCAGCGGCAACAGAAGAAGCCUGGGAAGAAGCCGUAACGAGUACCGUCAAACCCUUGCAUUUCGCCAUAAGUUUAAAACUCAUUACUCCCCCAAAGAAUUAUCGAUUUAUUGAACUGGAAAAAUUCGGUGGAAUUGGCUGGAAACUAGAUUUGUCGCCGCAUGAAUGGGUUCGAGAAAAUUAUAUUGAUGGAAUAGUGGAUAUUGAUGAUGAGGGGAAAUGGGUAUACGAUAUUGAUCAGCAAAAUAAGAGGAGUUUUGAGUAUCGAAGAAGACGGUGGUUAAGGUACGCUGAACGGAUUGUGGAGUAUGAUGAUGAUUAUGAUGGAAUUGAUUAUGAUGCAUUUAAAAUUAAUGAAAAAGAAAGCGAUGAAAGUAGUGAUAAUGACGAUGAUGAUGAUGAUGAUGAUGAUGACGAUGAUGACGAUUAUGAUGAUGACGAUGAUGACGAUGAUGACGAUUAUGAUGAUGACGAUGAUGAUGGUCAUGGUCAUGGUGAGUACACAGGGGACGAUAGUGUUGUGAAGGAGCAAGGUAGCCUGUAA